GUGACCUAAUUACAUGUCCGUACUAGUUUAAAGCCCUUCUACUGAGAAAUAGGGCGUGCUUCAGUUUGUGUAUGGAACAAGUGGGUAUUGUAAAAGCUUUUCCAAAAGUAAAGCGGUUAAGAGAGAAUCCGGACACACCGCAGGAUAGGAAAAAAAUAAAGAGUGAUGUUCAAGGAACGUUUUUUGAAGGAGUCCACAUAUACAUUUUACAGGCUGGAAUUGGCCAAGCCAGAACAGAAAUAUUUAAAAAACAGAUUAUUCAAAAUGGAGGCCAGGUUUCUACAACAUUUUGCACUGAAGUAACGCACAUUAUAGUGGAUGAAGGAAUGACCUGCGAUCGUGCUUUCCGGGUAAUGAAGCUGGAACAUCUUCCUUCUGGGGUGCAUCUGGUCAAGUCUUCGUGGCUGAGCAUGUGUAUUAAAGAUCAAAAGAUUGUCCCCACCGCUGGUUACAGCAUUUUCAUCCCAGAUAGGUACCUGGAUAUGAAGGACCGGCCAAAUAAAGAAGAAAGGCCCAAGGAUGUUGGGAAUUACAGGAAACUAAAUGAUGAAGAGGCACAAGUCACAAAUGCUCAGCCCAUUGCCGGCAUCUCACAAACCCAACACGCGUCUGAUCACUCAAAACCAAAUGAUGACAGAAUCUUAAAACAGUCUUCAUAUGAUGAUGAAAGUGAUACAGAGGAAUCCAGGGUUACUGAAGGAGAUCUAAAUGCACUUUUAUUAGGGGAACAUCCUGCAUCCUCCAUAGACAAUGAUAUGGCCAGUAAAGGAACAACUACUGUUGCUGGGAAGUGGGUUUGUGCUCAUUCAUCUGAGAGCAAGAAGGAGAAUCACAACCAGUUCAUUACAGACAAGCUAGAAGUUCUAGCCAAGGCAUAUUCUGUUCAAGGAGACAGGUGGAGGUCUCUGGGCUACUCAAAAGCAAUCAAUGCACUGAAAAGCUACCAUAAACCAAUCACUUCUGCACAGGAAGCUUCUAAUAUCCCAGGAAUCGGUAAGAAAAUGGCUGAAAAGAUUGAAGAAAUCUUGGAUAGCGGGCACUUGCGCAAACUCGACCACAUCAGUGACAGCGUGGCGGUCCUUGAGAUCUUCUCAAACAUAUGGGGAGCUGGAGUAAAGACUGCACAGAGCUGGUAUCAACAGGGCUUUCGAAGUUUAGAUGACAUCCGCACUAAAGCAAACCUGACCCACCAACAGACAAUCGGAUUGAAAUAUUAUGAUGAUUUCUUAGAUCGCAUGCCCAGAGAGGAGGCUGGAAGAAUAGAACAAACUGUAAGGGAAGAGGCUCACAAAAUAAACCCUGAUCUGAUGUCCGUGGCAUGCGGCUCAUAUCGAAGAAAAAAACAAACCUGUGGCGAUGUAGAUGUUUUAAUUACACACCCUGACGGUAAAUCCCAUAAGGGUGUAUUUAGCAAACUUAUCGAUGGUCUUAAAGAGCGAGGGUUUCUGACAGAUGAUUUGGUGAGCCAAGAGGAUAACGGAAGCCAGAAGAAAUAUAUGGGGGUGUGCUGUCUCCCAGGAGAAGGGCAGAAGCACAGAAGACUAGAUGUUAUAAUUGUGCCUUACAGAGAAUUUGCUUGUGCACUCAUGUACUUUACAGGUUCAGCACACUUUAACCGGUCCAUGCGGGCUCUGGCAAAAACCAAAGGCAUGAGCUUAUCCGAACACUCCCUAAACAAGGAUGUAGUGCGGAACGGGGCGGUAAAGGUCAGUGCAGGGUGUCCUCUAGAAACCCCAACGGAAAAAGAGAUUUUUAAGAUACUUGGGCUUCCCUUUAGAGAACCGCAUGAAAGAGACUGGUAAAUUUGGAAUUUACCAUAAUAUCUGUGUUUUUAAAUUAUGCCAAAAUACCUAUUUUUAAACUGCCUUGUAGAAAUGAAUUGGAAUUUAGCGACCUGCAGUAAAUCCUCAUGUAUUUUAUACGAUUUCAGUUUGCAUGAUUAGAAGGCAGUUUACGCAUUAUCUGUAGUGGUUCUUUAAUCUCAUAAUUCAGUUACUUACUGCUGUAUUGAUUUUUCUAUCUAGGAAUCAUACAAGAGGCAUCAGGACAGCCUAGUAAAUACAAUCAGAAAGCUACUACAUUAUCAGGACUUUAUCUGCUUUUAAUGGUGACAUUGUAACUAUAUUUAUCUAAUGUCUUCAUACUUAAAGGGACAUGAAACCCAACAUUUUUCUUUCAUGAUUCAGAUAGAAUAUACUAUUUUAAACAACUUUCCAAUUUAUUUCUAUUAUCAAUUUUGCUUUAUUCUCUUGGUAUCCUUCAUUGAAGGAGCAGCUAUGCACUACUGGGAGCUAGCUGAACACAUUGGUAAGCCAUUGAUAAGAGGUAUAUAUGUGCAGCCACAAAUCAGCAGCUAGAGCCCACCUCCUAAGCCUACCUAGGUGUCCUUUUCAACAAAGGAUACCAUGAGAACAAAGCAAAUUAGAUAAUAGAAGUAAAUUGGAAAGUUCUUUAAAAUUGUAUGCUGUAUCUGAAUCAUGAAAUAUUUUUUUGGGGUUUUAUGUCCUUUUAAUAGGUCCAUAGAAUGUGGAUGAUAAGUUGAAGACAUAAAUUUACGAAGGACUAAUUUAUUUACUGCAUUGUAAUUGGUAAAUACUGUGUGAAAUGACUUGCUAUAAUCGAAAGCAGAGAAAUUAACAUCAGUCUUUCUGUAACUUGACAUCAUAAAGGGACAGGCUGCACCAGAAUUUUUAUUGUUUUAAUAGUUAGAUAAUCCCUUUAUUACCUAUUGCCUAGUUUUGUAUAACUAACACAUGUAUAAUAAUAUACUUUUAACCUCUGUGAUUAUCUUGUAUCUAAGCCUCUGCAAACUGCCCCCUUAUUUCAGUUCUUUUGACAGAUUUGCAUUCUAGCUAAUCAGUGCUGGCUCCUAGCUAACUCCACGUGCAUGAGCACAAUGUUAACUAUAUGACACACAUGAAAUAAUGUCAUCUAGUGGUGAAAAACUGUCAAAAUGCAUCCAGAUAAGAGGCGGCCUUCAAGGUCUAAGAAAUUAGCAUAUGAGCCUGCCUAGAUUUAGCUUUCAACUAAGAAUACCAAGAGAACAAAGCACAAUUGGUAAUAAAAGUAAAAAAGUUGUUUAUAAUGACAUGCCCUAUCUGAAUCAUGAAAGUUUAUUUUGGACUUGACUGUCCCUUUAAAGGGCAUAGGAAACUGAAACUGACUGUCUUUCAUUUGAAAGUGCAGCUUUUAAGCAAUAUAUUAUGCAGUUGCAUUGUGUCCAUCCUGUAUGAAAUGAACAAUAUUAUUUUGCUUAAUGCUUUCACUGUAUGGAAGAAGCAACCUCUUUAUAGUAAGACAGAAAACCACACCAUGUAUUUAAAUUUACGCUUGUCGUAUUAGCUUUCGGAUCUCUACUUUUUAUGAAAAAGAAAUUAUCUUGUAAUGCUCUGAUUUAUCUUUAUUGUUAAACGGAUAGAAAUGUCAAAAUUGAAAUAUUCAUAAAUUAGGGUUGCCACCUGUCAGGGAAUGACCCAGACAGUUUGGGUUUUCAUUUCUGUGUUCGGGUUUGAAGCUGAGUCAGACCAGGACAUGCAAAUGUCCGAGUUUGGUGGGAAAAAGCUACAGCCAAAAAUGUGACAUUAUGUAUUUGCAAUAUACUGCACAUACCUACAGUUAUUUCUCUCUUGCGUGUGUGUCUGUCUUUGUGUUUGUCAUUGUCUGUCUGUGUGUGUGCAAGAGCGUGUGUGAGAGAGUGUGUGUCUGUGUUUGUCAUUGUCUGUCUGUUUGUGUGUGUGUGCAAGAGCGUGUGUGUGUCUGUGUUUGUCAUUGUCUGUCUGUGUGUGUGCAAGAGCGUGUGUGAGAGAGUGUGUGUCUGUGUUUGUCAUUGUCUUUCUGUGUGUGUGUGUGUGUCUUUGUGUUUGUCAUUGUCUGUGUGUGUGCAAGAGCACGUGUGAGAGUGUGUGUCUGUUUGUCAUUGUCUUUCUGUGUGUGUGUGUGCAAGAGCGUGUGUGUCUGUGUUUGUCAUUGUCUUUCUUUGUGUGUGUGUGAGAGAGAGAGAGUGUGUGUGUCUGUGUUUGUCAUUGUCUUUCUGUGUGUGUGUGUGUGUGCAAGAGGGUGUGUGAGAGAGUGUGUGUGUCUGUGUUUGUCAUUGUCUGUCUGUGUGUGUGCAAGAGCGUGUGUGAGAGAGUGUGUGUCUGUGUUUGUCAUUGUCUUUCUGUGUGCGUGAGAGAGAGAGAGUGUGUGUCUUUGUGUUUGUCAUUGUCUUUCUGUGUGUGUGUGUGUGUGAGAGAGAGAGAGUGAGUGUGUGUGUCUUUGUGUUUGUCAUUGUCUUUCUGUGUGUGUGUGUGAGAGAGAGUGUGUGUGUGUCUUUGUGUUUGUCAUUGUCUUUCUGUGUGUGUGUGUGUGUGUGUGUGUGUGCAAGAGCGUGUGUGUGUCUGUGUUUGUCAUUGUCUUUCUGUGUGUGUGUGUGUGUGUGUGUGUGUGUGAGAGAGAGAGAGUGUGUGUCUUUUUGUUUGUCAUUGUCUUUCUGUGUGUGUGUGUGUCUGUGUUUGUCAUUGUCUUUCUGUGUGUGUGUGUGUGUGUGUGUGUGCAAGAGCGUGUGUGAGAGAGUCUGUUUGUCUUUGUGUUUGUCAUUGUUUUUCUGUGUGUGUGUGCAAGAGAGAGUGUGUGUGUGUUUGGCAUUGUUUUUGUGUGUGUGUGUGUGUGUAAGAGCGUGUGUGAGAGAGUCUGUUUGUCUUUGUGUUUGUCAUUGUCUUUCUGUGUUUGUGAGUCUGUGUGUGAAAGAGUGAGUGUAUGUGUGUGUGCGUUAGUGUGUGAGAAACGUUAGUAUCUUUGUGUCAGUGUGAGAGUGUGAAUAUCUAUGUGGGAGUUUGUGUUUCUUUGCUAUUAUACAAUACAUAGUGUGUACUCUGCAAAAAUACUUCCAUUAACUAAAAUGCUUCUUGUAAAAGUUAAGGUUUUCUGUGGCAUACGCACAUAUCAUGCGAGGGCCGUGCAGCAUUAUUCAAGCUCAGAGAGCUGCAAAUGGUGCUUAUUGCUUCUGCGAAGACUUAAUUUGUGUCAUACCAUCCACCGCUGACUCUCUGAGAAAGUGUAGUGUUUGAAUACUGGAGGCCCUCACAGCAUAUGUGCGUAUGCCACAGAAAAACAGUAAUAACCUUUACUAGAAAUAUUUUUCUAAAGGAAGUAUAUUGCAAAAAUGCGUCUAUUUCCUCAGUUUUGUCCUUCCUAUCCCUUUUAAACUAAUGCUUGUUGCAAGCUCUCUGUUUAACUCCUGUAAGGCAUUUACACCCUGAGUUAAAUGUGAACCAGACGACCACCUGUUCCAUUUUAGUAGGACACUGCCAGUGAUUGGCGGCUACAUGUGUAUUCUGUUUCUGAUUGGCUUGUCAGUAAUGUUUAAAAGUGCAUAUACAGCGCCAACAUCCAAACAGAUACAAGCUCCCAAAGUGAGACCCCCUAAAAACUAAAAAAAAAAAGAA
Molecule: messenger RNA, 5423 nt
Organism: Bombina bombina (fire-bellied toad)
Lineage: Eukaryota; Metazoa; Chordata; Amphibia; Anura; Bombinatoridae
Gene: POLL
Product: DNA polymerase lambda
Exons: 9
Coding region: 72-1802 (576 amino acids)
Biological process (GO): double-strand break repair via nonhomologous end joining
Cellular component (GO): nucleus
Molecular function (GO): DNA-directed DNA polymerase activity; DNA binding
Source: RefSeq, a predicted model, not a curated record